Molecule: messenger RNA, 1479 nt
Organism: Aspergillus udagawae
Lineage: Eukaryota; Fungi; Ascomycota; Eurotiomycetes; Eurotiales; Aspergillaceae
Product: fungal specific transcription factor domain-containing protein
Exons: 2
Coding region: 1-1479 (492 amino acids)
Biological process (GO): positive regulation of transcription by RNA polymerase II
Cellular component (GO): nucleus
Molecular function (GO): DNA-binding transcription factor activity; transcription cis-regulatory region binding
Source: RefSeq, a predicted model, not a curated record
AUGGGGCUGCAUGACGUCAAGGCUGUGCGCACUGCAAUCGUGCCACAAGACGAGGCGGGAUUUGUCACGAGUGGACAGACCCUCUCCGUCGUGGACGAGUGGGCGUGGGACUCAUCUUCAAACGGUAACGGCUUCCCCAGUCGGGCCUGUGUGGAAGACAAGGUUGCCGGAAAACCCACUGCUCCAGGGCCUCUGAUUGAGCCAGUCCGACAUGGAGGAACAGAGGACGCCUUAUUUAUGCACUACUUGGAUCGAGUAUUCCACAUCCAGUACCCAUUUUACCUCUCCCGCAACCCGCGAGGAAGAGGUUGCCUAUUCUCGAUUUUAAGGAUGGUCAAGCCCGCUUACCUUGCAACUCUGGCCCUCAGUGAACGAGACCUUCUCUCCACCCACCCGCAAGCGGGCGAUGUCACAGCCAGCCUGACUCAAUUACGCUCCAAGGGUGGGUACUACGAUCUGGCAGCUCAGGGAACACAGCGCUUGCUACAAGAAUCGCAUACAUGGAAUGAAAGUGCUCAUAUGGUUCACAAUAUUGAGAGUCUCGCGUCCAUCCUUCAGCUCUUGUUCUGGGAGCUCUUUGCCGGCGGCAGAGGGAAUUGGCAGGUCCUCCUUCGUGAAGCCGCUCGCCUGAUUCCCGGCCUUCUCGAGGCGCGAACAACUCUGACCAAACCGAACCUGGCAGGUUCCAACUGUACAAACCUUCCACACCAUAUAGAGACACACUCUCUCGACGAUCAUUGUGCGACUGGUGUCUUGCUUGGCUCCUUUAUAUCGCUUGAUAUCAUCGCCUCCGCCUCCACUCGGCGGCCCCCCUUUCUCAAUAUUGACCACGCACAGGCGCUGCGUAAUCCCUGCAUAUCAUUGGAAAGUAUUAUGGGCUGUAGCAACUCAGUCAUGGCCCUUAUCUUUGAGAUCUCUUCGCUGGACAGGUGGAAGGAGGAGUCGCAGGCGGUCCGCAAGCUAAGCAUUAUCGAUCUGGCGGAGCGUGGCCGCCACAUCGAGGAGCGCCUUCGGCAAGAACUUGUGGAUAUGGACACUUUGCCGGAAACCGGCCCAUCGUUGUUAAAUCGCUCAGGAGUACUCUCCGCCCCAGCCAACCCCGAGGUUAACAGGCUUUUCACGCUCUCAGCACUCAUCUAUCUCCAUGUAGUUAUCUCCGGGGCACACCCAGAGCUGCCGGAGAUCGCGGAUGCGGUCUCACAAGCCAUAGCUGUUUUCAAGGGCCUGUGGGACCCAAGACUGCUAAAAAGCGUAUUAGUGUGGCCGUUUUGCGUGUCUGGCUGCCUAGCCCUGGGCGAACAGCAGAACUUCUUUCGCGACCUUUUCUCAGCGGCAGAGAUUACAGAAUCGACGGUUGGUACGUGUUUUGAGGCAUAUAAAAUCAUGGAGAAAUGCUGGGAAGCCAGAAAGUCAGGCCCCUUUAAUUGCGACUGGGUCUCAAUAAUGAAACAGGGGGGUUAUUAUGUUUUGCUCAGAUAG